Messenger RNA from Carya illinoinensis, 2293 nucleotides. Its product is annotated as beta-1,2-xylosyltransferase XYXT1-like. Gene Ontology annotation, molecular function: glycosyltransferase activity. Bases 409 to 2268 code for a protein of 619 amino acids. Lineage: Eukaryota; Viridiplantae; Streptophyta; Magnoliopsida; Fagales; Juglandaceae. The record is from RefSeq and is a predicted model, not a curated record. The transcript has 3 exons.
GCCUUGGAAGGUAGAAUCCACGACUUACUGCUCCUUUCAAUAUAUGCAAGAAAGAUCCCCAGCAAGCAAUCAUGGAAAGAGAUGUUUGUCUCAACAGUCAACCCGAGAGUCCCUUUCAUCCGUUGGAUUUUAUUAUCUUUUUUGAAAGCUUCCAUGAGCUAACUACUUCGUGGGAAGCAACAAUUCAUAGAAAAUGCCCUUCAUCAACCUCUUCUAAUUGUCAACCAAAAUGGCAUUCAAAAAUCUUGCAUGCUUUACCGUCGACUUAGACUUAUUAAUUCAGAGGCUAUCUAGCUAGCUAGCUUCAUUUGGAGGCUUUAAAGCAAAGCCUCAUUCUUCUGAUAUUGUUCAUUUUCUUCAAACUGAUCAUCAUCUAGCGGGUAUAGUGCUUGGCUUCCAAUUAAAACGAUGUACAAUGGUCUACUUGCCAAAAGCUUUAGUAAGCAUGAGCGGAAAAGAUUCGGAUAUGGAGCAUUUUUUGGUUGUCUGCUGAUUGCAUUGAGCAUUUGCACUGUGUUCAAGCCUUAUUUGGGUCCUCUACCCGUUUUGAACUUGAAGCUGUCUAUGGCUGCUGGUUUCAAAAUGCUGAUUAUCAGAGAUACAAGCGGCUCCCCUUCGCCAACCUUGGGGCCAAUUACUUACUUAUCAGAGAAGAAUGCGAGCAACUCCGCAUCCCCACCCUUGGAGCCAAUGACUCAGUUAGCAGACGAAAAUGCGAGCAUCUCCGCAUCACCACUCUUGGAGCCAAUAACUCGGUUAGCAGAAAAGAAUACGAGCAUCUCCACAUCCCCACUUUUGGAGCCAAUGACUCAGUUAGCAGCAGAAAAGAAUGCGAGCAACUCCGUAUCCCCAGUCUUGGAGCCAGCAACUCGGUUAGUAGAAAAGAAUGCGAGCAUCUCCUCAUCCCCACUGUUGGAGCCAAUGACUCAGUUAGCAGAAAAGAAUGCGAGCACCUCCCCCUCUCCACCCUCGGUGCCUAUGACUCAGUUAUCUGAAAAGAAUACAAGCAGCUUCCCAGAAACAGUUAAAGUUGCAGAAACCGGAAAGGAGAAAAGGGAACCUGAAAUGGAGAAAACUGAGCCUGUGGCAAAGAAAACGGAGUCUGUGAUAAAGAAAGUGGAGCCACUGUGCAAUUUCAUGAAACCAAGAGGAGAUAUUUGUGAAAUAAAAGGGGAUGUAAGAGUUCAAGGAAAAUCUUCUUCCGUUUUCCUUGUUUCAUCUCAAAUGAGCAUCUUAGCUGGAAACAAUAACUCGUGGAGUAUAAAACCUUAUGCUCGAAAAGGUGACCAAGCAGCAAUGAAUCUUGUUAGGGAAUGGUCAGUAAAAUCAGUAUUGGGUCACGAGGAAAUCCCUCAAUGCAGCAAAAACCAGAGUGUUCCAGCCAUCCUGUUUUCUCAAGGAGGAUAUUCAGGAAACCAUUUCCACGAUUUUACUGACUUGGUUAUUCCACUAUAUUUAACUUCUCGACAAUAUAAUGGAAAAGUUCAGUUUCUUAUUACCGACAAAAGACCUUGGUGGGUUUCAAAGUUCCAAGCAAUCCUUAAGAAGUUGUCGAGAUAUGAGUUGAUCGACAUUGACACAGAAGAAGAAGUUCAUUGUUUUCCAAAUGUGAUAGUUGGUCUAAAACGAAAUCAGAAAGAGUUGAGCAUUGAUUCUUCAGAAUAUUCCUACUCUAUGAGAAACUUCAGAGAAUUCUUGAGAAGUUCCUAUGCAUUAAAGAAAGCUACUGCAAUCAAACUGAGAAAUGGUCUGCGUAAAAGGCCCCGGCUUCUGAUCCUCUCAAGAAGAAGAACAAGAGCUUUUACAAACGUGGAGGAAAUCACUAAAAUGGCAAGAAGCUUGGGAUUCAAGGUAUAUGUUGCAGAGGCUAACAUGGAUGUUUCAAAAUUUGCAGAAAUUGUGAAUUCCUGUGAUGUGCUGAUGGGGGUUCAUGGAGCUGGUCUGACUAACCUUGUUUUCCUCCCCAUGAAUGCAAUUCUAAUCCAAGUAGUUCCUUUUGGGGGAUUUGAAUGGCUGGCAACAAAUUACUUUGGAGGGCCCUCAAAGGAUAUGAACUUGAAGUACUUGGAAUAUAAGAUAAGCAUAGAAGAGAGUACUCUGAUUAAAGAAUACCCCCCCAACCAUAUGAUUCUUAGGGAUCCAGUUUCAAUCCAGAAACAAGGAUGGGAAGCAUUUAAGUCAGUAUAUUUGAAUAAACAAAACGUUAAAAUUGAUGUGAAUAGGUUUAGGCCAACUUUGUUGAAAGCACUUGAGCUUCUGCAUCAAUAGAAGUUGCAAUUCACUGGGAUACCAA